AUGCGACGUGACGAGUACACGGUCGCGCCGUCGGUGCCAGCACCGUCGCGACGCGUCUACGCGUCCACUACGACAGCUGACGGCAGAGCGUCAUCGUCCGAGCCGCGGCGGUCGUCGACCAUUUGCACCGACGCCCUCGUCGACCGCACCGCGUCCGGCAAACUCGCGGCACCCACGGCACCGGGCAUUGCGCCGCCGAGGCGACGACAGCCCGUGACGCGACCCAGCGUCGGUCAGCGGCUUCUUGCGUCCGUGCACAAGGCGACGGUUCAGCGCACGUUGACGGCGGCGUUCAGCACCCGGCGCUGCAACCCCAAUGUGCUCCGCCAGACAAUCGAGGAGCUCGAGCGAGGGCUGCAGUACAAAUACGUUUUGCAUCCGCUAUCGAAUGCGAAAACGACGUUGGACCUCAUCUCGGUGGCCCUUGUCGUCGUCUACUGCUGGCUCGCGCCGCUCGAGAUGAGUUUUGAUUGGUGGCAUCCGCCCGACGGAGUGACUUACUUUAUGCUCUUCCUGGACGCGUGGUUCAUCUUGGACAUGCUGCUGCGGUUCCGGACCGGCCUCGUCGACUGCGGCGUCAUCAUCAUGAACCCGCGCAUCAUCACGACUCACUAUAUUCGGUCGUAUUGGUUUUACGUCGACGCGUUCUCGUCCUUCCCGCUCGAGUUCUUCAUGCCAAGCGACACCGCCACAAGUGCAUCGACGCGCCACUCGGUCAAACUCAUGAAGUACUUCAAAAUUCCAAAGCUUUUGCGCCUCGGGCGGCUCCUCAAGAACGUCCAUCGGUACCGCGGCUACGGCGGCAUCGUCACUGUGUUUGGUGCGCUCUUUUUCGUUGCACACUGCGCUGCCUGCAUUUGGGUGCUGCUCGUCGGUCCGUGCCCGGACGGAUCGACGGACAAACUGUGUGCAAACGACCAAGUCAUGAGUGUGUACUUGCUCGCGUUCCACGUCGCGCAGUCGGCCCUUCUCGGCGGCAACCUUCAGGCGCUCGUCAACAACGACACGGUCGUCGACGGCGCCUACCGCACGGGCACAACGCCUCUCUCCUUGUACGUGUGGGCGGUCGUCAUGCAGCCGCUCAGUGCGGUCUUUAUGGCGCUCAUUUUCGGCAACAUCAUCCACCUCGUGCAGAGUGUCAACCGCACUGGCAAUGCGUUUCGCAAAAAGAUGGACCAAGUGCACCACGAGAUGGACUCGCUGAACUUGCCCAAGCACCUUCGCCAACGCGUGUCGUCGUACUACGACUACCUCUGGCUCAACAAUCGAAACCUCUCGGAGAACAUGACUCUGCUGUCUGACGAAGGCAUGUCGCUGGUCCUGCGCCGCCAGAUCGCCAUCUACCUCUACAAGGAACAGCUCUUGAAGAUCCCGUUCUUCCAGCACGCGACAGACGACGUGCUUGGCAUGAUCUGUAUGCUUCUGCGUCAAGUGGUCUACAUGUCGGGCGACUACAUCUUCCAAGAGGGUGACAUUGGGAAGGAGCUCUACAUGGUCGUGAAAGGCUGUGUUGAGGUGCUGCCGUCCGCGUACCCGGAUCCGUUGACCGCCGACGCCCACACCCGCCUGCCGCACCAGGAGACGGUGCUCCUGGGCGACGGCGAUUUCUUUGGCGAAAUCGGUCUCGUCAUGGAGGUAUAUCGAACGCGCACCGUGCGGGCUGCGUCCAUGGCCGAACUCUGCAUUCUAACGAAAGAGGGAUUCAACAGUGUUCUGGGCGACUUUCCCGAGUUUGCCAUUGAGAUGAAAAACCUCGUGGUCAAGCGCAUUGCGCUACUGUACGGCCAGCACAACUUGUCGGCCGAGACGCUUGCACGCGUGACCGCCGUCGCAGAGCGCAACCUCCAGAAGCGCAUCAAUGCCUACGGGUCGUCGCGGCGCAAGAUUGAGCGCCAAGCAGAGCGCGCACUGGGUGGCCGCGAUAAACACAACUUGCAGCACCAGCUCCGAGGCUUCGUGGUGCCAACCAGCGGCGAAGGUGAGACCAAGACGUCCGACAAGAACAAGCAGGUCGACGACGACGACGUGUCGAGUGACGCGGAUGAGAAGCUCGUCGCCAACAAGGUCUGGACGAUCGCCAAGCAGCUCCAGACACUCAAGGCCGAAACGAAGCUGCAAAACGAGGCCCUCCAGCGCAGCAUGGAAAGCGUUGCUGCGACACUGUCUGCUAUGCAACGCCAGCUCGAAAUAUUGCAACCAGCUCCAAAGAGCUCUUCGGCGCUAGGAUAGCCGAGCGGUGUAGCUCUUGAUGGGGUACAAGUACCAUUAUAUUUUAGUUUGUUGUGUCG
Molecule: messenger RNA, 2288 nt
Organism: Saprolegnia diclina VS20
Lineage: Eukaryota; Oomycota; Saprolegniomycetes; Saprolegniales; Saprolegniaceae
Exons: 10
Coding region: 1-2229 (742 amino acids)
Biological process (GO): transmembrane transport; monoatomic ion transport
Cellular component (GO): membrane
Molecular function (GO): monoatomic ion channel activity
Source: RefSeq, a predicted model, not a curated record